AUGACUUUCCUCUCAACCCUCACAAAGCACAAAGGUGCCUUUUCUGUCUCAGCAGCCGCCAAUAUAGGCUCCAUCCUCUUUGGCUUCGACACCGGCGUCGCAGGUGGAGUAGUCGCCCUUCAAAGCUUCAAGACAGACUUCCACCUCUCCACAACGCCCAAGAAACUCGCCUUAACAUCCGGCAACAUAGUAGCACUCCUUAAUCUCGGAGCCUUCCUCGGCGCUCUUCUCCCCGCUCUGAUCUCCCACCAUCUAGGCCGUCGCCAUCUCCUCCUCAUAGCAGGAUGCUUCUUCCUCGUAGGUGGGAUUCUGCAAACAGCCGCUCAACCACCAUCUCUAUCUAUGAUUUAUGGCGGUAGAGUGUUAGCUGGCUUCGGUGUCGGUGUUGUUAGCACUACGGCUCCGGUCUUCGUUGCUGAGUGCUCGCCGAAGAAGUUGAGAGGGAUUAUGAUGGGUGCUUUGAGAUGUUCCUUGUUUCUGGUGGAAUGCUGGCUUGUUGGUAAAGGUGACGUAGAAAUUGUGGAGGAGCUGGCGGAGAUGAAGGCCCAGAUCGACGAGGAGAUUGCUUUGACGAAUGGUAGAAGAAUCAGCGAGAUGUUGAAGGUGAGGAACUGCCAGAGACUACUUUGGGGGCUAUCGGUGGCAUUCUUUACGAUGUGGUGUGGUCAUAAUGCUAUUCUCGUGAGGGAAUUCAUGAGUCCUGACUUCUCGCUUAAGUAUUACGGACCCGCAGUAUUCAAACAAAUCGGUUUUACAUCACAGAACUCGUCACUACUCGCAAGUGGGGUGUUUACUUGCAUUAAAUUCAUCUCUACGAUCGUGUUUCUGGUCAGUGGCGUGCAGAUUUUCAAGAGGAAGACAAUGCUUUGUGUAGGAGCUUUCUUUAUGGGUGGUUUCCUGCUUGGUCUAGGUGCAGUGCUGCAAGCUUACCCUCCGACUGCUGGCGAUGUAUCAGGUACUCCAGCUGCGAAGGGAAUGAUGGCACUCAUUUACCUCUUCGUCGUAGCAUAUUGCCUUUCUUGGGGUCCUCUAGUCUGGGUCUACAUUGGCGAGAUCUUCCCCACCCGUUUGCGAGACUACGGAAUGGCAAUGUGCACCAUGAUGAUCUGGCUCAUGAAUUACGUCGUUUCGAAAAUCGCGCCAAAUGCAAUUCUGAACAUUGGGUGGAAGACUUGGAUGAUAUUUGGCACUUUAAAUAUCGUAGCGGCCAUAUUUUCGUGGUUUCUCCCUGAGACGCAGAAUUUGAGCUUGGAAGAGAUGGACGUCUUGUUCAAGGUCGUGGAGGAGGAACAUCGAAAGAGGGAUGUGGAGAUGAACAUGAACGAGAAAGUCGGGGCGGUAGCUACAGUCGAUAAAGCUGGAGUUUAG
Molecule: messenger RNA, 1368 nt
Organism: Cadophora gregata
Lineage: Eukaryota; Fungi; Ascomycota; Leotiomycetes; Helotiales; Ploettnerulaceae
Exons: 6
Coding region: 1-1368 (455 amino acids)
Biological process (GO): carbohydrate transport; transmembrane transport
Cellular component (GO): membrane
Molecular function (GO): carbohydrate:proton symporter activity
Source: RefSeq, a predicted model, not a curated record